AUUCUCUUCCUUCUCCGAGUCUGACUGCUGAAUCUCUAGAAGUAAAUAUAAGUGAACCCAAGAAAAGAAAGAGAAACAGAACUCUGAAUAAUGAAACCGGCGUCCUGUUAUUUGUUAGGAUACAUUUUCAUAUUUCUUCUUCAAGCGGUGUCAUCAGAUGAGGACAGAAAGAAAUGGUCCUUCUCAUUUAUAGACUCCAUUAAAGCACAGAAGAAUUCUGAUAUGUCCAUUCCCUGCACAUUCACUUCUCCUAAAGACAGCAAGAACAUCAAUCUGAUUUGGUAUAAGUACGAUGUUUCAGGACACCCCCAGGUCUUCAAUAGUAAAGACCCCUCUCGGGUUAUAGAAGAGUACAGAGGACGGACAAGUCUUGUUUCUACAGGAACAAACAACUGCACACUGAGAAUCAAGGAUGUGAGAGAGACAGAAUGGUUUUAUCCAGGAAUAAGUGAAGACAUAAAUUCCUACAGCCUUAAUAACAGCCAGAAUGCCAUGGUCAAAGUCACAGUGGUGUCAUCAGAUGAGGACAGAAAGGAAUGGUCCUUCUCAUUUCCAGACUCCAUUAAAGCACUGAAGAAUUCUGAUGUGACCAUUCCCUGCACAUUCACUGCUCCCAUAGACCUCAGUGAGGUCAAUCUGGUUUGGUUUAAGUAUCAACGUAUAGGAUACCCCCAGAUCUUCAAUAGUAAGGACCCCUCUCAGGUUAUAGAAGAGUACAGAGGACGGACAAGUCUUGUUGAUAACGGAACAAACAACUGCACACUGAGAAUCAAGGAUGUGAAAGAGACAGAAGGGUUUUAUCCAGGAAUAAAUAAAGAGAUAAAUUCCUAUGACCUUAAUAACAGCCAGAGUGUCCAAGUCAAAGUGACAGGUUGCUCUGAUGACAAAUCAUGUGAGGACUGGAAAUUUACAUUCCCAUUAGUUAUUUUUGCUGUAAAAGGUUCCUGUGUGGACAUCCCCUGCACAUUCACCCGUCCUGAAGAUGCUAAAGAUUAUAAUUUCUUCUGGUACUCAAGAGAUGAUCAGGCCAAAAUCUUCAACAAUAAAACCCCGAAUGAUGUGGCCGAUGAAUACAAAGGACGGACAUUUCUUACUGGGAAUACAGAAAAUAAUUGCUCCAUAAAGAUCAUCAAUGUGGAGAAAACAGAACGUUAUUAUCCAGGAAUAAAUAUUGAUAUCAAUUCCGAUAAACUCGAAAAUAGAUAUGUUUUAGUGUCUGUGACAGACACACCACCAGAACCAUCAAUAUCAGGAACUGAAAAUCUGGAAGACAAGAAGAUGGUGAUCAUCUCCUGUGCUGUAAAUCACACCUGUCUCUCCCAUCCCCCGACUCUUACAUGGAACAUCACUGGUCACCCCAUAAUGGAGAAUCAUAAAGAUCUGCAUUUUCUAGGAAGGUGGACGAUGGAGUCCAGAAUGACCUAUACUGCUUCCUAUACAGAUGACAAGACGGUUCUGCAAUGUGCAGCUACUUUUCCUAAUAAUAAAACAUCUGUUAAAAUAAUUACACUAAAUAUUAAAUAUCGUCCUAGGAGCGUCACCAUAUCAGUUGAUGAUGAUGACAAGAACGCACAAGAAGGUGAUGAUGUCACAUUACUUUGUUCCAGUCAAGCCAAUCCUCCGGUAAAUAAUUACACCUGGUACCAGAUUGGUGAAGGUGGGAAGUUAUUACAUGGACACGGGGAUAAAAUAUCUGUGAAGAAUACAACAACUGAAAAAUAUAUCUGCGCUGCAACUAAUGAAAUGGGAAAAGAAGAGUCCUCUGUGUUCGUGUUUACCAAGCAAUCGGGAAAUGAAAGAAGAAUCCUGUAUGCCGGGAUCGGAACUGGAGCGGGACUUGUGUUUAUAAUUGUAUUGAUCGUCUUUUUCUGCAUAUGUAGAAGAAAAAGAAAGACUUCUGUUUUAAAAGUGACGACUGCAGAGAAGACUCAACAGGAGACGAUACCGAUGGAUGAUCAUCUGUAUGGAAAUAUUGAUCAGCAACAGAGGGCUAUACCCAGAGAAAGUUCUUCAGAAUUACAGGAUUCUUCUCAUAUAUACAAUAAUACUGAUCCAGAACGAAGCAACAUUAUCAAAAACACAGAAGAAGGGCAGACUGAGGACUCCGACGGUGUUAUAUACACUUUACUGGAACUACCAGCUCCAGGGGAAGGCCCACAACAACCAACAUCUUUGGAAACAGAAUAUGCAAUUGUAAAACAUUAGGGACUAAUAAAAAUAAUAAUUAUAAUUUGGAUGGGAACACGUAACAGACCUAACCAUUGAGAUACCCUGUUUACUAUUAGAUGCAAAUAUAUAUAUAUUUUUUUAAAGAGCCAUUAAUUCAAUAUAGUGAUAUUUCGUUCUUAUGUUUUUUCCUAUACGUUCGUUAAGUAUUUAUUAUGUUUAUAUAUAUAUAUUGGGAUAUUGGGGAAUUCUGCUCAGUAAUAGAAGCAUUUGUAGAGUCCACACCAGUCCGAACUGUGGUUUUAAAGGGGCUGUAAAGGUUCAUGUUUUUUCACCUUAAUGUAUUCUUUCCGCCCAAGUGACUCUCGUCACAAGGGCCUCACAUUAUAAACAA
Molecule: messenger RNA, 2560 nt
Organism: Rana temporaria (common frog)
Lineage: Eukaryota; Metazoa; Chordata; Amphibia; Anura; Ranidae
Product: B-cell receptor CD22-like
Exons: 12
Coding region: 91-2205 (704 amino acids)
Source: RefSeq, a predicted model, not a curated record